AAAAUCCUAUUGGCAUCGAGGAGGCAGGGAGCCAGCCCCUGGGCGCGGCCUGCAGGGGGCAGGCGAUCGCGCGGGGAAGCGGGGGCAGAACGAGGCCGAGGCCGGAGCCGGUGCGGGCUCGGCAGCUGCCCGCAGCCGCAGGGAGUCCCCGCCGCGCCUUCGCCCGGUGCGCCCUUCUCAGCCCGCGGACUCCGCGCGGCGCGCCACCGCUGACAUGUGUGCCACCCGGAUGCCGCCCCUGGCGCACAUCUUCCGAGGGACAUUCGUCCACUCCACAUGGACCUGCCCCAUGGAGGUGCUGCGGGAUCACCUCCUUGGUGUGAGCGACGGCGGCAAAAUAGUGUUUCUGGAAGAAGCAUCCGAACAAGAAAAGCUGGCCAAAGAAUGGUGCUUCAAGCCAUGUGAAAUAAGAGAACUGAGCCACCAUGAGUUCUUCAUGCCUGGGCUGGUCGAUACACACAUCCACGCCCCUCAGUACUCUUUUGCCGGGAGUAAUGUAGACCUCCCGCUUUUGGAGUGGCUGACCAAGUACACAUUUCCUACAGAACACAAAUUCCAGAGCCUCGACUUUGCUGAAGAAGUGUAUACCAGAGUUGUCAGGAGAACACUAAAGAAUGGAACAACCACAGCUUGUUACUUUGGAACAAUUCACACUGACUCAUCGCUGCUCCUUGCGGAAAUUACAGAUAAAUUCGGGCAGCGGGCAUUUGUGGGUAAAGUCUGCAUGGAUUUGAAUGACACUGUUCCAGAAUACAAGGAAACCACGGAGGAAUCAAUCAAGGAAACAGAGAGAUUUGUGUCAGAAAUGCUCCAAAGGAAUUACUCUCGAGCACAGCCCAUAGUGACACCGCGCUUUGCCCUUUCCUGCUCUGAGACUUUGUUGGGUGAACUUGGAAACAUUGCGAAGACCCGUGAUUUGCACAUUCAGAGCCAUAUAAGUGAAAGUCGUGAUGAAGUUAAAGCUGUGAAAAACUUAUACCCUGGUUAUAAAAACUACACAGAUGUGUAUGAUAAAAAUAAUCUUCUGACAAAUAAGACAGUAAUGGCACAUGGCUGCUACCUUUCUGAAGAAGAACUGGAUGUAUUCAGGGAACGAGGAGCAUCCAUCUCUCAUUGUCCCAAUUCUAAUUUAUCGCUCAGCAGUGGCCUUCUCAAUGUGCCAGAGGUCCUGAAACAUGGAGUGAAGAUAGGGCUGGGUACAGGCUACUGUUUUCGCUUUAUCUUAUCCACCACAGAUGUGGCUGGUGGUUAUUCAUCUUCCAUGCUUGAUGCAAUCAGAAGAGCAGUGAUGGUUUCCAACAUCCUUUCAAUUAAUAAGAUAAACGCAAAAAGCCUCACCCUCAAAGAAGUCUUCAGACUAGCUACUCUUGGAGGCUGCCAAGAUCUUAGAAAUGAAGUCUAAUGGAGGCCAGGGAAUCCGGGGAAGAGAAUCUUCCUGGCUCUUCUCUGAAUGUUCUGGGCUACGAUGAAUGCCAUAAAGAACACUUCAAGAAAGAAAACAGAGGUCAUGUGCUUCGCAUUUCCCCAAGUCUUAUGAUUUCAUUUUCUAAAGUUCCAAGUUUUAAAAGUUCUAUUCUCUUUAACAAGUAUGACACUCCCCACCCCCACUGCGUUUUCACAUCUGAGUAAGUAGUUGUCCUACGAUCUAAUUUUCAUGGUGCAAGUGACAUAUGUAAAUAGUGCUGUUUUUAUUCUAGGCUCUCUGUGAGUGGUCUCCUCAGGAUCCUGUAUCUGACCAGGCUGGCAUGCGGUGCUUACCAAAUCAUUUCUACCUGGCUGUCCAGCUUUCAAAUCUAUUUUCUGGGCUGAGGAGUUUACUGUUACGGAAUUUCUUCUCCUUAGUGUGUGUCUCUAUAAGAGUCUGAGUGAAUGAGAUGAAUGCAUCCCUGUUUAAAGUUGGCAUUUUCCCAGCUUUACAUUCACUCUUAAGAUGAAGAUGUGCAUAAAUCACCUUCACAGACUCAACAUGUGCUCCAAAGAUAGUAAAACUGCAUUUCCUAAAAUGCUUUUGAGUUGCUUACCAGUCCAGCUAGGCCUCUCUGCAAUAAUAUGAAUUUAGAUCAAUUUACAGUCCACUGAAAGUAGUUGUGUCUUUUGCUGGUUAGUUCAUGCCUGAACUCUCCAAGCUCUAACAAAUAGUCCAGUUAGUUUAUUUAUAUAUAUGUGUGUGUGUGUGUAUAAAUAUAUCAUCAAAUCCUGGCAAAUGAACCUGCAUAUCUGGCCUAUUAAACACACAACAAUUUUAUGUUGAAUACAGUCAUCAAAAAUUCAUGUUUGUCAAGCUAUUUGUCAAGGGAAAAACAAAGUAGAGUGUAAUCGUUGAAGGAGGAGAAAAUUUCCAGGGAUUUUCUAUUACAUUCAGUUCUUCCCCCAACAAUCAGUAGAGGUCACCUAACUGCUUUUAACAUUCCCAAUUAAGUUUGCACCCCUGUCUUCCUAUAAGAAUUCUUUAGCUAAGAAAUCUUUUUCUUUUCUGAGAAUAAAAGAGUUGCCCUUUAAAUAACCAUUUAAGAACAAGCAGGAUUUCUAAAUCUGUGCUUAAAGCAUUGCCAAAAGACUUCUGGAUAUCCAUAUAUAGAAAUAUAAUGUAGCAGGUAUUGUCUAACAGGAAUAUGGUGUCUAAUAUUUUCACUUAGGACUGUAUUCUGACAAUGACAGAAUACAACAAAUACAGGUAGAAAUUCAAAUAAGUAAUGCUGCAGUCCAGUUGGCCUUUCUUUCAUGCAUGCUUCCACUUGGAACACUCUAUCCAGAUUUCUGGCUUUAAAGAACUUUAAAUUCAAUACCUUCAUUGACCAGGAAAACCAACUACCCUCAUCUUCUGAAGCUAAACCAUAAAAAUGAGAGAUGUUCCUCCUCAACAUGCACUGUUAAUGGAACAGGAAUUCUAGCUGUGAGAUGGAUCAAGUCAAUAGACAUUAUUGACCUAUGCCCUAUUUUAGAGAAACAUUCUUCUCCGGCAACCAGAAAAUCUUUAAGCUUACAGAGAAAUUAGUGUGUUUUCAAAAGCAUUGGGACUCUUGAGUUAUGAAGAUCUAUUUACUUUCAGAAGUGAAUUUUUCCUAUUCAAAGGAUUUAAACCAAGGAAUUUAGGAUGGAUAUGCCUGCAUUAACAAAUAUGCCGGAGGAUAAUUAUUUAUUUGAAGUCCAUUUCACUGCCACAAAAAUAGAUCUUGUCAGCUAUUUCAUAGAACAAAAAGAACAAAAAGGGCAAGAAAAGGAGUUGGAAUGUUAGAGGGAGCAUAAGAGGGAAAAAGAAAGAUAUGUCAAUCGUCAUGUUUUCUUAGAAGGAAAUCACAGACCAGCUGUACUGUGAAGGGCACUGAUAGAGCUGAAACAGAGAGGCACCAUCAGAAUUAUGAUCAUGGUAUUGACGAGAACUCUUUUAUUCUCAGAUUUUGCUUUCUCUGUGCUUACUCUGCUUUCUGUAAGUUGAAGUCUUGCGACCUAUUACAAUGCUUCACUAUUAAGAUACUAAUUUUUUUCUAGUAACACACUGGCAGAUUCUGUCCUUGCAAAUUGGGACAUGUGCAUGGUCUGAUGGCUCAAAAUACUGACUGUUUAUUAAUUUAUUUC
Molecule: messenger RNA, 3576 nt
Organism: Hippopotamus amphibius kiboko
Lineage: Eukaryota; Metazoa; Chordata; Mammalia; Artiodactyla; Hippopotamidae
Gene: GDA
Product: guanine deaminase
Exons: 12
Coding region: 215-1402 (395 amino acids)
Biological process (GO): guanine catabolic process
Cellular component (GO): cytosol
Molecular function (GO): guanine deaminase activity; zinc ion binding
Source: RefSeq, a predicted model, not a curated record